This is a messenger RNA of Meloidogyne enterolobii, 519 nucleotides long. NCBI's taxonomy places the organism in Eukaryota, Metazoa, Nematoda, Chromadorea, Rhabditida, Meloidogynidae. The record is from the annotation of a GenBank genome assembly.
AUGUUUGUAUUAAAAAGGGGAAUACUUGACAUUUUGUCUGAUAAUGGCGAGCACUAUUCCAGAUUAACCCAAGGAGGGAUAUUUGGUGAAAUGGCUAUAUUGAAACCUUUAGGGCCGUUGGGGAAGUUGCUAGCGAGGAGACGUUAUUCUCUCCGUUCUGUUGGGUAUUCAGAGGUUUAUUUACUUAGUCAAGAAGAUGCCUUAGAUGUAUUUUCGGAUUAUCCUGCAACCUCUCUAUUACUCGAAAACAACGAAAUUUGCUUGGAGGAUUUAGUUGAAAAAACAAAAUUUAAUCCGUUUGAGUUAAGCGGAACGGAAAGUGUUAAUGAAAUAUUUCAAUUACUCAAAGAAACAUUGGAUAAACUAGAUAAGGAAUUAGACACAGUUUAUGUCAAGUUUGCGGGUAGCAGUUCAUCCUUAAAAAAGCAGGUGACAAAACUAGAAGGUUUAUAUCUCGAGAACCGUCAGUUACUUAAAAAUACUUUUAUGAGAACAACAAAGAAUCUAAAGAAAAUUUAA